AUGUUGAGCUCUUUCGAGGAGCCAGAAAAGGACAUUGUCAACAUCUAUCAGCCUCAAUGUUCUCAGGAAUACCACGUUAAGCCCACGAGCGAUGGCUUUCUGCGCACGCCUGAGCUCGGGAGAUCGGGCUGGGAGGCACGAAACAUGUACAAGCUCUCCGGUAUGGAAAAGUCCGGAGAGGAUUUUGUCAAUCGCCAACUAGCCGUUUAUCACUGCUUUGAUUUCUCUACCGGCCGUUCUGUUUUUGUAACUCUCAAGGCUAACCACAAGAAAAUUCUCGACCAAAUCACCGAAAUUAACAAAAAUGCGGUCCCUCAUUCGCUGGCCUCUUCCUUUGUCACCUCCUUAGAAACGCAGCUGGCCAGUUUCUAUUGGAGUGAAGCAGGCUGGAAAGCAUUCACAAAUAAGCUGGAGAAUGGUAUCCAUGAAAUCUCUCAGAGAAUACGUAAUAUUCCAAUGUCGGGUGAUGAUGAGAAAAAUGGCCUUCUAUUGUUGCGGUCGCAGACAUUUAGAGAAUCACAAGGGCUAGUCGCCAGUCCAGGGACAGUCGCCAGUUCAGGGACUCAGGCCCAAUCACCACACCGUCAAUCUUCUUUCAAUCUGAUCAAGGCAAAACUAUCGGGCAAUGUCAAGAAUGGGGGCCCUGUGACAGGCCCUUCUAAUGGCGAAAAGAUUGCAGAGAAGCUAGAAAAGCUCGUUCAAAGUACCAUGGAGCGAACGAUCGAGAAAGUGAGGAAAUUGCAAGACUUCCCAUUUGACGAUCUGCAAAGGCUCAACUCGAUCUGUAAGAAACUCAAGGAAGCGAAGUUCAUCAUGGGAUCGAAUGCCAGGGUUCUGAAACAGACUCGCCAGUUUUAUCAACGGUUGUUUGAAGAUCCAGGCUUUCCUGCUGAAAUAAAAAGGUCCUGCCCCAAUGAUCUGGAGAGCUUCAAAAUAAGAGUCGAGCAGCUGGAGAACAAAUUAGUGACAGGAUGUUCACGAAUUGAUGCUUUGAUUGAAGUCGCUGCCGACGCCCAAAUCCUUUAUGAUUCCAUUCUGCAACUUAAGAGCGCAGAAACAAAUAAUCUCUUUGCCAUGGAUGCUCUCAGCGCUUCUGUGCGAAUGGAAGGGUCGACCAAGCGGAUGGAAGAGAUGACAAGAAGCAUGAAUAAGAUUGCCGAAAGCACGGAGAAGGACACGGGCUCUAUGCAUUUCAUGACCUUUUUCGCCCUCAUCUUCCUCCCCGGCACAUUUCUUGGCAGCUUCUUCAGUACGCCGAUCUUUGGGGAUUCCGAGGAGGGGAGCCCACGGUCCUGGACCUUCCACAAGGAUCUUUUCGAGGUUUUCAUAAUCAUUUGUGUGGUUAUGAUGGUCAUCACUGUAAGCUUAUGGACAUGGUAUCUGUGUGCACAAAAAUCACGCAGAAAACAGCUCCAGGAGUACCAUGGAGCUGCCUCGAGCCCAGUGUAG
Molecule: messenger RNA, 1449 nt
Organism: Clonostachys byssicola
Lineage: Eukaryota; Fungi; Ascomycota; Sordariomycetes; Hypocreales; Bionectriaceae
Source: the annotation of a GenBank genome assembly